Messenger RNA from Hippocampus comes (tiger tail seahorse), 757 nucleotides. RefSeq names its product serine palmitoyltransferase, small subunit A (gene sptssa). The record is from RefSeq and is a predicted model, not a curated record. The transcript is spliced from 2 exons. Bases 79 to 285 code for a protein of 68 amino acids. Lineage: Eukaryota; Metazoa; Chordata; Actinopteri; Syngnathiformes; Syngnathidae. Gene Ontology annotation, biological process: ceramide biosynthetic process. Gene Ontology annotation, molecular function: serine C-palmitoyltransferase activity. Gene Ontology annotation, cellular component: serine palmitoyltransferase complex.
AGCAAUCCGGAACUACGCGCAGCCGCCCGGAGCGAGGAAGGGAAGCUCGCAAGCGCCAGCUCGGCUCAAGUUCGUAACAUGGCUCUCGGCGACUGCUGGAAGAACUUGUCGUGGUUCUACCGCCAGUACCUUCUGGUGACGGCUCUCUACAUGCUGGAGCCGUGGGAGAGGACCGUCUUCAACUCGCUGCUGGUCAGCGUGGCGGGCAUGGCGGUGUACACGGGCUACGUCUUCAUGCCGCAGCACAUCAUGGCCAUCCUGCGCUACUUCCAGAUGGUCCAGUGACGGCGAGGACGAUGCGGUUCCGCGCGUGGACUGCCUCUGCCCGGCAAAAUUUCGGCUGCCGUUCUGCGCAUGCUCCCGGACGCUUGCCGCAUUCUUCAAAUGGACCGAUCAAUCGCUCAUUCCUUUCAAAGAAUGUACUUUACAUUUGUUUGUUUAUUUUUCUCCGUGUGAAGUCAACACUGUUUGUGGCUGUCAUGUGACAUCCACAUUUUUUUUUUUUGUAUUUGUAUCACAAAUAAGUGUCAUGUAAUCUACUUUUGGGAGGGACGAUAUGAAUUCAAAAUGUAAAGUGUUUUGUCAAAGUGAUGGAGUUGGAGGGGCGGGGCCGACGCUCCUUUGUCUCCCUCUGGUGGUAAUUGGCAAGAUGACAUUUUAAUUUUUGACAGUCGCUUGUUUCAUUUGCAAGGGACGGGUUAGGGUUGCUUUCAGUCCUUCCGCAGGUGGCACAAGUACUCAAGUACAGAGACUUGAG